AUGUUGAGUCACAGUGAACAAGAAAGCUUUAAUAUCGAUUGUUUAUUAGCGAAAUUGACCCAGUGCCUCGAAGCGCAGCCCGACAAAGUUGACCUCAGAUCAUACGUGGAAGCUUACGAUGAACUGUACAAAUUAUUCAUGGCGCUCGGGACCCUGUUCGGGUUUGUGGCAUCGGAUGUACGGGAUAAGUGUGAUAUUCUGAAGAAAUACUUGACUGAAGUAGAGCAUUAUUCGAGCGUUGAAGGCAUGAUCGAAUAUGAAAUGGCCGAAGAUUUGAUCACCGCUGACGCCACCAAUGGAUGUCGAACGUUGCUUCGGUUGCAUCGUGCGAUGCCAUUCGUCGCACGAUUCCUUGAGCGGGUACACGCUGCCGGUGAAAAUGAUGCUUUGAAAAAGCAUGGGAAAGAAGCUUAUGAUCAGACUUUGGCUCAAUACCAUCCGUGGUUGAUUCGGAAAGCCGUCGGGUUAGCUGUAUACAGUUUGCCAACCAGGAAGAAUCUCCUGAACAUAAUCGCGGGAGAAACUUCGGAGCGUCAUGAAUAUGUUGCCGGUGUUGCCCCAACCGUUGUAUCGCGAUUAGAUGCGGUUUUUGAAAAAGUUCAGGUGCUGUACUCCGAGAAAUCGCUUCUGGAUUUACCGUGGAAUCCCUUUACAUUCGUCAGUGAUCAAAGAAUGACAAUGGAUGGUGAUAACGACAGCCCGCCUAUUUCUGACCAGGAGAAGGUCCGCAUAGCGUCAGAUUUUAUUCAGCAUGCUCCUCCGGGGGAAUUCAAUGAGGUUUUCAAUGAUGUGAGGAUAUUAAUCAACAAUGAUGCGCUUCUGAAAGAGGGGGUCUCGGCAUCGAUCGCUCAGUAUAACAAAGAACAACUCAUCCCUGUGAAAGUCCAAGACGCCGAAAUCCCAUCUCUGAUUUCGGAUUACAAUGACAUCGGAGGCGGUCGAUUUUAUGAUCCGAGAUCGAAACUAUCCUUUAAAGUUGAUCAUUUGCGGAAGGAAGCAAUGGACUUCCAGGGGUGGAGUGCCGACUCAAAAGUCGAAAGUUGGCGAGCUGCGCUUGAAGAAGAAAUGACGAGCUACGUAGGAGACCAUUAUCGCGGAAUGGUAAGUGGAGGAGCGUUUGGACCGUCAGCUUUAAUCAUGGAUCAGGAUGUGGCCAAGAAGUUGAAGUUCGUGGCUUACUGCGCGUGCAUGUGCAUUAUUAUGAAGACGGAUGAAAUUCAAAGUGCACAAGAGCUCACGCGAAUCAUUUGUGACGCGGAAAACAAGUACCAGUCUGCUAUUGUUGAAAACUAUCAUACUAUGUCUGACACGACUUUCAAAGCACUGAGACGGCAAUUGCCUGUGACCCGCACGAAAAUUGAUUGGAACAAGAUUUUAUCGUAUUCUAUUGGUAAGGAGCUCAAUCGUCAGUGAGCUGGAUACCCUUGCCAGUUAUUCUCCUUUUUGAUUUCACUCCGGGUUCUCGUUGAUGCGUUAAGAUAGAGCCGUUUUGUGGCUAAUUUUGCCAGAAAAAACCUCGCUCAUUAGCCGUCAUCAACUUCAUGCUCGGAAGCCUGAUUUCUCCCUCUUUUUCCGAAUUCACAUGUGGGAUGAGAUAAAUUUCUAAGUCGCUGUGAUAAAUUAUGUCCAGACUCCGGGGCAAGAUUUGGUCGCUAACCUCUUUGUGAGAUAGGUGCCGAAAAAAUAAAGUGCAGCGGAGUUCUGGGACUUGUAUUUUGAGACCGAGCGAUGGGAAAAAAAUUCUUGGAUUUAGUUCAUUCGCUUAGCUUUGUUUUUUGUUGUGGCUAUUUUAGCAUUUCAUUUAUUCCAUCUCCAGAGUUAUCGAGGUAAUAUUAAUUUAUAUGACAUUCAUGCGCUUGUAAGGAGAGAUUUUGCGUUUUUUCUUUUCGUCACUCAGUCUUGCGCAUGCAUCAGCAUUUUAUUCUAUUUUUUGAGGUUAAAUGUCGUCUGCGUUGCCCAUUUUGUUCAAGGAGCGAAGGAAUGUUAUUUAUGUUUGAAUGUUUCUGUGGUUGACAUUUUCCUUCCGGCUGCGUUGGAAUUGAGCUGUCACCAGAAUCGAUUGUUUUAUUUGUUGCGUGUAAACGCAGAUUCCAAUGGUUUUAACCAGAAGCUGAGAAGAAACAAGGGCGAAAAGUUGCUUUUA
This is a messenger RNA of Notodromas monacha, 2143 nucleotides long. The record is from the annotation of a GenBank genome assembly. Lineage: Eukaryota; Metazoa; Arthropoda; Ostracoda; Podocopida; Cyprididae.